Pistacia vera is the source of this 2276-nucleotide messenger RNA. RefSeq names its product mitogen-activated protein kinase kinase kinase 1. The transcript is spliced from 9 exons. Gene Ontology annotation, molecular function: ATP binding; protein kinase activity. Lineage: Eukaryota; Viridiplantae; Streptophyta; Magnoliopsida; Sapindales; Anacardiaceae. The record is from RefSeq and is a predicted model, not a curated record. Gene Ontology annotation, biological process: protein phosphorylation. The coding region runs from base 192 to 1988 and encodes 598 amino acids.
UUCACUCUGCCGAUUUCAACCAUCACCAGUUUAAGACUUCAUCUUUAAAGACAGCUGAUUUUUUGUCUUUCAGUUUCUCGAGAAAGUUACGCAGAAAAGAAACUAUCCUACCAGCACCUUUGUUAUCAGGAGAGCGAACUUGUUAAAGUUCAUUUCGUUUUGUUGUCAAGUUUAGAUGGGUUUUGCUCUUUAUGAAUCGCAUACCUCGAUUUUUCACUCCUAGGGAGAAAACCACGGCCGACAGGGCCAUGGACCCAAGGAAGACGAGGCGAAAACCUCGGCUCGAGCGGCGCAAUGCGGCCAAGAACUUUGAGUAUGACGCCUCGUCAACUUCAUCAUCGCUCGAUGAUUCGUCAUCUUCACCUUCGCUAAUCACGCGAUCGCUCGACUUGUCGGAUCGGACGAGCUUCCGUAUCGAAGGGGUAGAUGGAGAGUUCGAGCGGAUUUGUCGGAGCUUAGGCUUGUCCGGUCCCGAAGAUUUCGCGAUCCCAACGGCGGCGUGGGAGUCGAGAAAAAUCAGGUCGUCUUCGGAUGUUUUACCGAGGUCAAGAUUACACCAGUUGGAGAGUCCGAAAGAAACGGAGGAGAGACAGAGUGAAGAGGUUGUGGUCAGUGAGUUGAGUGAUAGGGUUUUGGAUAGUGUUAGAAUUAGGGACGAAGCAGAGUUGACUCGGAACGAGUCGGCUGAGUUAAGAGCUCUGCCAGCUGAAUGUCCUUGUGACACUACUGUCGGUGGUGUAAUUAAGGAGGACACGGACUUGACUCGGACCGAGUUGGCCGAGUCAAGUCCGCGCUGUAUUGGUACUGGUAAUAAUCAUACCGGAGGAAUCAAAGGGGUUAGGCCUCCGUUAUUGAAACCGCCGCCAGCAAUGACGUUACCUGUGAUCGAUAACGCGUGUUCCACGUGGGACAUCUUGAAAGCUUUUGCACCUAAAGAUGAUACAACGCAUCCAGUUUUGGAUGAUAGUGUUUUUUCUUCAUCUGAUGAAGAAGGUGAGGAAGAACACGAAAGAAAAGUUGAGAGGGAAAUUGUUAAGAGAGAUGAGGAGAUUGGGUUGUCGGAAAGUUGUUCAUUCACGACUUCGAAUGAUGAUGACUCUUCAAGUACUACUACUGAGCCCACAACUAUUUCCCCCAAUGGGCGGUUUAAAAGGACUAUUACGUAUUGGGAGAAGGGUGAGCUUCUGGGACGUGGGACGUUUGGAUCGGUGUACGAAGGGAUUUCUGACGAUGGAUUCUUUUUUGCUGUUAAGGAAGUUUCAUUACUUGACCAAGGAAGCCAGGGUAAGCAAAGCAUUUACCAACUUGAGCAGGAAAUAGCUCUUUUAAGUCAGUUCGAGCAUGAAAACAUUGUUCAAUAUUAUGGCACAGAUAAGGAUGAAUCAAAACUAUAUAUCUUUCUCGAGCUUGUAACUAAAGGUUCCCUUUUAAAACUCUAUUUGAGGUAUCAUCUUCGAGAUUCCCAGGUCUCUGCUUAUACAAGACAGAUUCUGCAAGGUUUGAAGUAUCUCCAUGACCGAAAUGUGGUUCACAGGGAUGUUAAAUGUGCAAAUAUAUUGGUGGAUGCAAGUGGAUAUGUGAAACUUGCUGAUUUUGGAUUGGCAAAGGCCACCAAAUUGAAUGAUGUUAAAUCUUGCAAGGGAACUGCAUUCUGGAUGGCCCCUGAGGUUGUUAAUAAUAAGAACCAAGGAUAUGGGCUUCCGGCUGAUAUAUGGAGCCUUGGGUGCACUGUGUUGGAGAUGUUAACCCGUCAGCUUCCCUAUCAUCCUUUAGAAUGUAUGCAAGCAUUGUUUAGGAUUGGGAGGGGUUUACCACCCCCUAUUCCAGAUAUUCUCUCAACAGAAGCACGGGAUUUUGUGGCCCAAUGCCUACGAGUUAACGCAAAUGAUCGUCCAACUGCUGCUCAGCUCCUAGAGCAUCCAUUUGUCAAGAGGCGACUUUCCACAUCCUCAGGCUCAGCAUCUCCCUAUAUAGGCAGGCGACAUUGAAACAUUGAAGGACAACGAGGUAUAUAUCACUUCUAUUUUUCAGCAUUUUCCUAUUGCUGUGCUUUCCUUGACAGUGGAAAUAAGAGAAAGCAAAGUAGAUGUGAACGCUUCCAUGCUGGGGUGGGGGUGCCCCAGUUUCCACAAGGAGUUGUGCAUAUUUCUUUAACUCUGUAAAAAUUAAUGUAUGAUGUAACUGUGGCGAUGAUAAAUGUGUGAUAUUUAUGAGUUAAAGGAGGCCAAUUGGUAUCAUUCUUGGGGCAGGAUUCUCCAAGUAAUUUUUACAGUCUA